GUGCGGAGUUGCGUGGUGUUUUCUUGAUGGAUGGUGCAACGUGCGCUCUGCGACAAGUCCGUCGCUACUACUGCUUUUGUCAAGGUAACCCUGUAGGCACUGCCUUGGAGGAACUGGAGGCCUGGCUCCGCCAAGGAGCCUUUGAGGGGCGCUGCUGCAGUUUGGAGGAGCUGGAGAGCACAGUGCGCCAGAUUGCUCUUGAAUGGAAGGAGGAUCUUCUUUUGUUUUUGGCGUUGCCCGAGCGAUUGGCAUGCGCCAAGGACCCGGUUGUCAAAGCUGUAAACCAACGGAAAGGUCACACAGUUUGCAUAGUGCUGACCUUCGCAGAGGUUCCCGUUGCAGAUGUUGGCCAAUCAACAGUUCCCACAGACUUUUUGGCCGACAUCAAGCCAAAUCUUGAAGACAAGAAAUCAUUUAAUCGACGUGACGAGUUGCAAGCCAAAGCAAGGCUUCCUUACCGCCACAGCAAGGCAGAGUUUGGAUUCUUGGUGGUGUCAAACCUGGGCAACCUCCUAAGACACUGGGAAAGUAUUCAAGCAAAGAGCAAAACCCAAGAUUUAUCUACAUUCCUGCAGGAGGCUGGCAAAGAUCAUCUAAAAGAGACCUUAGAGACUACCGGAUUCACCGGACUGACUUCCAUGGUCGUCCUUUUUCCAACUCGUUGUGAGGAAUGCAAAACUCUUGAAGAUGCCAUCCGGGCGGCGCAUUUGACCUGCCUCCAGCAGUUGUUGGGUGCUGGCACAGGGGGGCCGCCGCUGGAGUCGCAGGACUCGUUUCCUUUGCAUCUCGCAGUUCUGAGUGCAGGGCAGAAAAAGCAGCAAGUCGAGAUCUACGAGAAAAUGGCGAAGCUCCUCAUACUCGCCAAGCAUGACCCCGCCAGUCAAAAUUCACAUGAUAUCACGCCUUUGCACUGGGCUGCUGGUUAUGGCAGAGCAACCCUGGUCUCAACAAUGCUGCAUUUCGCAGGGGCCGGGGUACUGACAAGGGAGGCAAUUGGCAUGACAUACUCUUGUCAGGAACUUGAUAGAAUGAAGGCAAUUGCCAAUAUUCAGGACAAACACGGGAGAACUGCGUUGUACCGAGCAGUGAUGCAUGGCCAUGACGAAGUGGUCCGAUGGCUUGUUUUGAUGCGCUCAGACUGCAACCUGGCCGACCACAAGCAGUACACCCCACUUCACGUGGCCAUGCAGCAAAACCCUCGUGAAGGGCUUGUCCGUUUACUCCUGGACGGCCGCUCCAAUGUUCAUUCCCUCAAUGAAGAUGGACGUCUUCCACUGCAUCUUCUGGCAGGGGCUCACAGGAAUCUCCAGGACGAGCACAUCCAGAUCUUAGAGCUGUUGAAACGUGAGCCUGAGUUUCUGGCCGGCGUAGCUGCCAAAGACAGAGAUGGUUGGACUCCGCUUCAUGAAGCUGCUUUGGCUGGCAGAGCGAGGGCUUUGCGCUGGAUGCUUGAUUGUGACAAUGCCAAGGAGCUACUGACGACCGAAUCUGGCAGAGUUCCAUCUUUGCUCCACGUGGCAGUGAUGGGCAAAGACCUCGAAUGCUUGGAGCUUCUGAUCACGUCCAAAGCAUCUCCCACAGACACUUGCGUUUUGACUUGGGACCAUGAACACUUCAGAGUCCCACAUCACCACGUCCAAGUCGGCUUGUGUUUGAUGAAUUCUGGCAUUAUGGUCCGUCCAUUUGUUGACCGAAUUUCCUUCAAUAGGAAGCUGCCAGAGUCUGAAUUCCAUCGGAAUGUCAGCACGAAGUUGAAGGAGUUGCUGCAAGAUCCUCACAGGAGUGAACUCAAGGUUUUAAACUCCAAGGACCUUAGUUCACAGCACUGUGAAAUCAUUUUUGCUGAAGCACGGCAGCUGGGUAUGAAGUGUGUCCCUCCCGGGGAAUACAAGGAAGAUGGGUCACGACGUCCGCUGAUUGUGUACAAGGAUUUGGGGCCCUUGCUUCAUUCACGCAGGGUGUUGGAAGACAUUGGCUUCCGGCAGCGGGUGAGAUUUCGCUUGGAGGAGCUGGAUCCAGGUGAAGAAUGCUGCUUUCGUGGCCUCAGUGGUGUGCAACGAAAGUUUGUCCAUGAAAUCGCCAAAGAAUUGGGUUUGUCGUCGAAAUCUUUCGAGCAGGAUGUGACUGUGAGGGCAAAAUUGGAGUCAAACUCGCCGAAGAAACUGAGGGUUGAAGAGGAUGCCGACUUUCUGAAAGAGGUGGCGGCAGAGUUAGAUCAACUUGAUCCAGGCCAGGAGAAAGUUUUGGGCGCUGGCCUGUCGACCUUCCGCCGCAAACUGAUUCACGAUGAGGUGGAGAAGAGAGGCUGGUCAUCUGGGCCGCAAGGCCAAGCCAUUGCUGUGCGUCACCCUCUCCCCCAAGAGCCACAAAGCCUUCGCAGUAAACUGUCGGAAGCAGAGGUGGAGCAGCGGGUGCGACAGGAGCUUCAAAACUUGAGACCUGGCGAAUCGCACUCCUUCCCUCCAGACUUGAACAGCUAUGAACGCAGGAUUGUGCACAAAGUGGCAGAGGAGCUGGGCUGGACACACCGUAGUGAAUUUGUGGAACCACCUGCCAAAGGGAAAGGCAAGAAAGGCAAGGGCAAGUUCAAGGGAAAAUGGCCGGGCAAUGCUCGUCAAAUUACUGUUACGCAUGUGGCUGCAAACAGUGGCGGUGCAUGCCAAAACGUGUCAAGCGAAUCAGUAGCGCCUGUGGAACAUGACGUCAGAGCAGAAGUCAUGGAGGCACUGCAGAAACUUGCUCAAGAUGAAUCUUUGAUAGAGCAUCCGUUUCAAUGGGAACUCGAAAGUCUGGGAAUGGGUAGACGGGCAGCUAUCCGGACACUGGCUCAAGAGGCUUCAGAUGAAGGCUUUGGUGGCUUUAAAGCAGAGACUGACAGGGAUGGCAACAAGUUGCGUGUUGUUCUUCGACGAGAAGGGCAGCCAAAGCCACUGGAAUCAUCAGAACAUCUCCCAAGUGUGCGCUUUGAGUGUAUACAGGCCGUCGCGAGAGAGUUGAAUCGGUUCAUACUGUCUGAAGAGGGCGAGCUAGUCUAUUCCACAGCCCUCAACAAGAUGCAGCGCUCUGUUGUCCAUGAUGUUGCUCGACAGUUUGGCUUGGCCUGCUACACAAGAGGCGUGCAGAGGGAGCAACUGCAGGUGAUGGUGACCAAGUCUUGUCCAGCGAAUCCUAGCGAAGCGCCCGUUGUCCAUCGUGGAUAUGUUUGCGACGGCUGUGAGAAACCGCCCCAGGGUGUGCGUUUUCACUGCUUGAAUUGCCACGAUUUGGAUUUUUGCGCGUCUUGUCACGAGAAGUGGGCUAACGGCCUUCUCCCGCACGCAGAAGGCCACAAGUUUCAGCCGUGCAAUUUCUCUGUCCAACCCGAGCAGUGGACGCUUGCAACGAGCGUGAAUGCUUUGCAUUUUGCGGCCGGGAUGGGCUUGCUUGAGAUGGUCCGCUGCCUCCUGUCGGCAGAUGAGUCUGCGCGCCUGCUGUCCUCAAUGACCAACAUGGGCAACACUCCACUGCAUCUGGCUUGCGAGCGCCGACGGAUUGACACAAUUCAGCAUUUGCUGCAAGCAAGGGCGGAUUGUGAUGUCAGAAACAAGAAAGGGAGGACCGUGCUGCAUGUUGUAGCACGCAUUCCCUCCUACAAGACCUCUGACCGAAACGAACUCACUGACUUGAUGAAGUUGCUCCUGAGUGCCAAAGGGAACCCAAAGAUUUCGGAGAGCAAUGGGGAUACUCCAUUGCAUCAGGCGGUGGGGCACGACAACUGGAAAAUGGUGGAAGCCUUGCUGGAUGCCCGGGCGGAGCUCAAUGGUCUAGGCAAUGGUGGAGGCACUCCAUUGCAUAUGGCUGCGCGCACUGGACGCAGCAACAUCGCGAAGCAACUGCUGAUGCUUCAGGCAGAUCCAGAGAUCCGAUGCAACCAAGGGCACACAGCGCUUCAGAAGGCUCAAGCAAAAGGUCGCCAAGGUGUGAUCCAAGUGAUUACCGCAGGAACAUGGGCCGCUUCGGGCACAACAGGCGUUGGCAGCUUGAUGAAAGAUCGUGCGCAACAAGGAGAGCUUCCACCGGUUUCAGAGAGGUCCCCAGCCGACGAGGACGCGACAAGCCAAGACGCAAUGCAAGACCAUGUGGCAGCUGCAAUAGAACCAAUAGAUCGAUCCCAUGCUGAAGCCACCUUUGUUGCUAGUCAAAAAUUGGCCCUGCGACGUGCCUUCAUUGUGACCAACAGUGCUUACAGCCCAAGCCGGGCGGAUCUGGAGCAUACAAUGGAACCAGGUCGCAAGCUCCAGAGAGCCUUGCGUCGUUCUGGCUUUGUAGUUGCGAUGCUCGAAGAUGUGACAGAGGACACAUUCUGGGGCGAGUUUGAAAAACUCGAGCGACAGGUGAGUUCGCAACCGGAGCUCAAACAUCUUGUGUUUUUCUACUUUGCUGGGCAUGGUGCCGAGCAAGGAGGAGAGCUUUGGAUGAUGAUGCGGCAAAGCUCCAGGGGCAUUUCGCUUUCGCAAGUGCUUCAUCGGUUGCUGGCGACUGCCCCCCAAAUAGCUGUUCUCGCCGUGCCUGAUUGUUGCCGCGAGAAUGAGGAGAACGAUGUUUUCCGAGCGCCGCCGCGCGCCAGCCAGCAAGCCAACGGAGUCAGUGCCAGGGCUUUCGGAUUGAGAACUGCUGGAUUAGAAGACGAAGACUUGGCGAGUGGUCCUGGUUCUUGCGAUUCUUGCGCAGAUGGUUCCGCGAUGUCAGAUUUCUACAUCUUGUGGGCAGGUGACCAAGGCACUUGCAUCAGGGACAGUGUUGAGGAUAGCCUAGGCUUCCAGAUUGCCAGCAAUUUGCUGGCGUCACCGGGAAUAAGCCUCACUGAAAUCCUGAACCUAGCUAGUGAGCAAGUAAAGCUUCACCGAAGUAGAGCUGGAGAGUUGCAGCGCCCUUGGAGCGAGUGUGGCGUGGGCCAAACGAUCGGACAACGGGUGCUGCGGCCUGUUCUUUGCAAAAGGUGUGACAGCUUGCGCAAGCGAGGUCAAAAUGGUCAAAGCAACGGUGCUGGCACAACUCGAGAGGGAACUGAGUCCCAGAGCUGGCUCACUGCAGAACAGUUUGCUACGAUUUUGUCAUCUCCUUGCAAAAGCUUUGAGCAUUGUGCCUUGUCAGCGCUGAAUUCCCUGGAGGCGCGGUUCUUGGAAGAAUCGGAUGAGCUGAAACGCUGGGCACCACUAGGUGCGUUCUUUUGUGCUGCAGUCCGUGCCAAUAGUGUUGGUGUGCUACAGUUCAUGGCUCAUCUCCACCCAGAGCUGAUUACAGUUCGUGGGUUCGAUGCCUUUGAGAAUGGCAGCUACUACGGCCGUGGGGUGCCCUCUGCAAGCUCCUUGCGCCGGACACCCGCGCUGGCAGUUGCAGCAGGAGUCGAGGGACCUGAUGCAUCUGAGAGUGCCAUGGUUUUCCUGCUUCAAGCCAGGGCCGACAUACAGCUACUUCGGAAACUAUCAGGCCCUCAAAAGGCUUUUGUGUGCUUCGCCUCCUGAUCCACAUCGUGCACCUGACCUCAAAUCGUGGAGCUUGUCGCCUUUGCAGCUUGCAGCAGCCCAAGGCCACCUAGACUGUGUAGAGCUUCUGCUGGAGUUUCAAGCGCAGGUGGAUGGCAUUCCUUGUGGGUGGAAGGUGGCAGACGUAGAAAGGCCACGUGUGGCCCAUGCAGACCCAAAGAAGGUUUGGUAUCAACAAAGCUUGCUUGAGAGGCUUGGCCGUGCAGCUAGUCAAAAACCGCUUGGUGGCAUCACGGCUCUUCACCUAGCGGCGUUGAGCGGCUACGCUGAUUGUGUUAGCGCUCUGUUGCAAGCACGCGCAGAUCCCAAUGCUUGUGCAGAGAGUGGGUUUAGCCCCCUGCAGCUCUGCAUUAAGAAGUGGAAUAUGCCACACCAAUCCCAACGAAUUGGAAAAGCUUCUCGCGACAUUAAUUUUAUGGGCGUGUUUGAUGCAUUGGUGGCAGCUGGUGCCCGGGAUGUUUGUCUUCAAAGCAUGGAGACAUCUCUGCAUGCAAUUGCCUUCCAUUGGGGCAAUGUCCCUCCAACACACACGAGACACAUAGGCCUUAAGCUCGUUACUGAAGCAGAAUCACAAGUAGAUGCGCGCGGGCCCAAAGGAGGAACCCCAUUGCACUAUGCUGUGAAUGGGCGGAACUGGGCCAUGUGUUGCUUGCUUUUGGAAUUGAGAGCCGAUCCGUCUGUGCGCAAUGAUGCUGAGCGUGCUGUGUGGGACUUACAUGUUCUGCAAGAGGCUGGUGCAUGGCGACAUGCCAAUGCGGAAGAAUGCUGCCGAAUGCUGCUCAAACUGAAGGAUCCUGAUACAAAGGAAGGAGACCCAUAGCCAUAGCUUGAUUGACACGUUGUUCACACUGGACUGCGGCUUCGCAAAGGCCGCAGGGAUGAAAUGCAGG
Molecule: messenger RNA, 6415 nt
Organism: Durusdinium trenchii
Lineage: Eukaryota; Dinophyceae; Suessiales; Symbiodiniaceae
Source: the annotation of a GenBank genome assembly